Messenger RNA from Telopea speciosissima, 390 nucleotides. RefSeq lists its product as uncharacterized. Bases 1 to 390 code for a protein of 129 amino acids. The record is from RefSeq and is a predicted model, not a curated record. The transcript has a single exon. NCBI's taxonomy places the organism in Eukaryota, Viridiplantae, Streptophyta, Magnoliopsida, Proteales, Proteaceae.
AUGGCCCUCUUUGCCAAGAAUAAAAUGAUAUUUGUGGAUGGAACCCUCCCACGUCCUACUUCGCCAAUCUCUGCGAUUCAGACUUGGGAUCGGUGUAAUUUCAUGGUUCUAUCUUGGAUUCUCAAUGUUCUCACCAAGACCAUUGCGGACAGCGUGAUCUACGCUGAGACUGCCUCCUCUGUCUGGAAGGAACUUGAGGAUUGUUUUUCACGUAGCAAUGCUCCUUGGGUAUUUCAUUUGAAGCGUUCCAUUGCCACCAUCCAGCAAGGAACCGAUUCACUCUCUGCAUACUUCACACGAUUGAAGGUUCUCUGGGAUGAACUCGCCUCUUAUGUGGCCGUUCCUUCUUGUUCUUGCGGUGCUCAAAGUGCUCUCCAUUCGGCAGGGUAG